AUGCCCGCUGCAGUGGAGCCGGCUCGCGUUUACACCGUCUCUGGUGGCGGUGCCGCCACCUCGGGUGCAGCAGGCACUUCUUUCAAUUCUUCAUCCCUUCCGGACCUGUUGCGCAAAUCCGGUUCAUCGAACAAGCGCAAGAAGCGCAAAACCGCCCUCAAGGACGAAGAGAUCCUCUCCCGCAUCGAGCUCAUUCAGGACUUUGAAUUCCCCGAAGCAAGCAACCGUCUCACAGCAACACGAGAUGGCCAGUCGAUCGUGGCCACCGGAACAUACAAGCCUCAGAUCCGAGUGUGGGACUGCGAACAACUCAGUCUCAAGUUCGAACGACAUACCGAUGCAGAGAACGUCGACUUUCUGAUGCUCUCCGAUGACUGGACAAAGUCACUUCAUCUCCAAACCGAUCGAACCGUCCAAUUGCAAGCACAAGGUGGCGCACAUGCCCGUGUCCGCAUCCCUAAAUUUGGCCGUGCUCUCGGCUACCACUUUCCUUCCGCCGACGCAAUCGUAGCAGCUGCCGGCCGUGAAGUGUAUCGACUCAAUUUGGAUCAGGGUCGAUUCUUGGCGCCAUUCGUGCUUGGGGGUGGCGACCUGGGCGAGCCAACAGGAUGCAACGCCAUCGAUGUCAACCCAGCACAUGGCCUGCUUUGCUUCGGUGCAGAGGGCACCGGCGUUGUCGAGAUGUGGGAUCCACGCAUGCGCAAGAGAGCAGGUGUCUUGAGCGUGGCAACAAAAACAGUCCUUGAUGCUGCUUUGAUCGUGGCACGUCGCAAUCUGCCCGGCGUGGUUGGUGAAGCGGACGAUUCUACCGCUACCAAGGAGGCACUCUCCUCCCUAUCCGUCACAGCACUAGCCAGUGCUGAAGACGGCCUCAACCUUGCAGUGGGCACCAACACCGGACAUGCACUGCUCUACGACCUUCGAAUGGAUCGACCUUACCAGACCAAAGACCAAGGUUUCGGUCUACCCAUUAAGAAGCUCAUGUGGCCAGGCGACAAGGCUGCAGCCACCACGGGCGGUGUCGGACCCCGCACACGAUCGGAGGCUGAAGGCAAAGUACUCAGUGCCGAUGCCAAAGUCAUCAAGAUCUGGGACAAGGACUCGGGAGACAACCUCGUCUCUGUCACGCCUCCAUCCGCAGCUACCGACAUCAACGACGUUGCGCACUAUCCCGGCACAGGUCUGCUCAUGGCAGCGGUCGAAGGAACGCAGAUGGCAGCAUGGUACGUCCCUGCGCUCGGACCGGCGCCACGCUGGUGUUCGUACAUCGAUACGCUCACCGACGAGAUGGAUGGUGUCGAUUCAACCGGUGCCGGAGCAGGCAAGGGCGUGUACGAGGACUUCAAGUUCGUCGAUCGCGCCGAAUUGGAGCGUUUGGGCAUGUCUCAUCUCGUCGGCACCCAACUGCUGCGACCCUACAUGCACGGAUACUUUAUCGCUCUUGCGCUGUACGAGCGUGCACGCCUGCUCAACAACCCAACAGCCUACGCGGAUGCACGCGAGCGUGCGAUCAAGGCCAAGCUGGAAAAACAGGCCGAGAGUCGUAUCCGCGCGAUCAAGAAUCCCAAAAUGGAUGCUGGUGUUCGCGUCAACAAGGAGCUCGCCGAGAAAGUCGCGCGACAAGCAGAGCUUGCGGCCAAGAAGCAAGCCAAGCGCGAUGCAAAAGCUGAGGCCGCUGCCUCGGCUGCUACCACAGAAGGCGAGCCUGCAGAGGAAGACGCAGCGACGACGAGCAAAGACAAAUCCACCGCACCAGCCAACCUGUUGUCCGACUCGCGUUUCUCCCAACUCUUCCAAGAUCCCGCCUUCCAGAUCGACACUGGUUCGCGAGAGUUCGCCAUGCUCAACCCAUCCACGGCGCUCAAACAGACACGAGACGGACCGAGGAAACUCACCGCUGUGGAGGACGAGGAGAACGAGAGCGAUCGCGAAUCGGUCGAUCCCGAUAUGGAAGGGUCUUCCUCCUCCGCAUCAGAAGAUGAACUGGGAGCAGGUGAUUCGGGCGAUUCGUCUGACGAAGGCGAUCUGGGUCAAUACGAUCCACGCGCGCGAGAUGCAUCUGGCAAACGACCCAAGAACCUCAACCAGGCGGUCGAGCGCGGCUCGCGUCGUAAUGGACGUGCUUCUGGCGCCCGAUUGGUCGACGACGAUGAUGAGGAGGGAGGAGCGGGUGGUAGAGGAAACAAGAAGCAGAGCUUCGAGGAUAGACUCAAGUCGACGUCCAGAGGUUCGGCGGGAGCACGUCGUCCUCGUGCGUCGGACUUUAUGGACGGAGAAUCUGCUGCUGGCGCAAGAUCUUUCACCUGGACACCUUCGUCGGCGUCGAGGCGAGACGAUGACGAUAGGAAAGGAGGUAAAGGCGGUGGGAGGAAAUCGAAGGACGGAGACGAGACUUUCGGCUUCUCGCUAACAACAUUCUCGCCCUCCGGCAAGCUAGUUCAAAUCGAACAUGCCCUCGCCGCCGUCUCACAAGGAGCCACUUCGCUCGGCAUCAAAUCACCCAACGCCAUCGUCAUCGCCACCGAAAAGCGAGCACCGUCUCCGCUCGUAGACGAUUCUGCACUCGAACGAAUCUCGAUCGUCUGUCCCAACAUCGGCAUGGUGUACUCCGGUAUGGGACCUGACUUCCGCGUUCUCGUCUCUGCCGCGCGGAAAUCCGCCCAGACGUACUGGAAGACGUUCGGCGAGUACCCACCCACCCGCGUCCUCGUGCAGGAGAUCGCCACCCUGAUGCAGCAAGCCACGCAACGCGGUGGUGUACGACCCUUCGGCGUAUCCCUCCUCGUCGCAGGCUACGACUCCGCAAGAGGCCCCAGCCUCUACCAAGUCGACCCCAGCGGAAGCUACUUCAUGUGGAAAGCCUCUGCUAUCGGGAAAAACAUGCAGAACGCCAAAACCUUCCUCGAGAAGAGAUACAACAACGACAUCUCGCAGGAGGACGCCAUCCACACUGCCCUGCUGACGCUAAAGGAGGGCUUCGAAGGUCAGAUGACCGAAAAGACCAUCGAGAUCGGUGUCAUCAGCGAUGGGUUUACGAAGAAGCUGGGUAACGGGGAUGUCGGAGAUGCGAUUCCCGUGUUUAGGAAGUUGAGCGAGGCAGAGAUCAAGGAUUACUUGGCUUUGUAG
Pseudozyma hubeiensis SY62 is the source of this 3126-nucleotide messenger RNA. RefSeq lists its product as hypothetical. The coding region runs from base 1 to 3126 and encodes 1041 amino acids. NCBI's taxonomy places the organism in Eukaryota, Fungi, Basidiomycota, Ustilaginomycetes, Ustilaginales, Ustilaginaceae. Gene Ontology annotation, molecular function: protein binding. The transcript has 3 exons. Gene Ontology annotation, cellular component: small-subunit processome; proteasome core complex, alpha-subunit complex; nucleus. Gene Ontology annotation, biological process: maturation of SSU-rRNA from tricistronic rRNA transcript (SSU-rRNA, 5.8S rRNA, LSU-rRNA); ubiquitin-dependent protein catabolic process. The record is from RefSeq and is a predicted model, not a curated record.